Monodelphis domestica (gray short-tailed opossum) is the source of this 4561-nucleotide messenger RNA. It is a transcript of the gene MDM2, whose product is annotated as MDM2 proto-oncogene. Gene Ontology annotation, cellular component: nucleus. Gene Ontology annotation, molecular function: p53 binding; identical protein binding; ubiquitin protein ligase activity. The record is from RefSeq and is a predicted model, not a curated record. Lineage: Eukaryota; Metazoa; Chordata; Mammalia; Didelphimorphia; Didelphidae. Gene Ontology annotation, biological process: negative regulation of apoptotic process; protein ubiquitination; regulation of gene expression.
UCCCCAGCUAAACGUUGGGGGAGGGGAAUACCCGGAGAAGCUCCGGGAGGUUUCCGGCGCCGACGCGUUCGGGGCUUCCCUGGGGUGCGCGGAUACCACUGAGGCCCUUACCCGACCCCCCCCCCCCCGGCCCCAUCCCCGCAAAGCCUCAAAGCGGGGCCUAUGUCGCCGGAAGCCACCCUCCGAGGGCGGUAGGGCCCCGUUCCGCUGGGGGCACAGGCCAUCGCCAGCACGGCCAGAAGUUCCCCUCAGCUCUGGAGCCGGAGGCUCUGGUUCCCCUUGUCCGAUUUAGGAGAACGCUUUCCGUACCCAACCAGGCAAAUGUGCAAUACCAAAAUGUCUUCUGAUACAGACGGUGCCUUAAGCACCUCACAAAUGCCAGCUUCGGAACAAGAGGCUCUGGUUAGACCAAAGCCAUUACUCCUGAAGUUGUUGAAGUUUGCUGGUGCACAGAAAGACACAUUUACAAUGAAGGAGGUUUUAUUCUAUCUUGGCCAGUAUAUUAUGUCAAAACAAUUAUAUGAUAAAAAGCAGCAGCAUAUUGUCUAUUGUUCAGAUGACCUUCUUGGAGAUCUGUUUGGGGUACCAAGCUUCUCUGUGAAAGAACAUAGGAGAUUAUAUGCGAUGAUUUCUAGAAACUUGAUAGCAGUCAAUCAGCAGCAAGAACCUGCUUUUCCAAAUACAUCAAGAAAUGAAACCAGGUGUCAGCUUGAAAUAGCAAGUGGUCAAAAGGAGUCAGUGCAAGAAUUGCAGGAAGAGAAACCAUCACCAAAUUUGAAUUCUAGACCAACUACCUCAUCUAGAAGGAGAACACUUAGUGAAACAGAAGAAAAUUUGGAUGAAUUGCCUGGUGAAAGACACAGAAAACGGCACAAGUCAGAUAGUAUUUCCCUUCCAUUUGAUGAAAGCUGUGCUCUCUGUGUCAUAAGUGAGAUAUGCUGCGAACGAAGCAAUAGCAGCGACUCGACAGAAAUCCCUUCAAGUCCGGAUAUUGAUACUGGUGUAUUAAGUGAAAAUUCAGAUGAUUCAGUUUCAGACCAAUUCAGUGUUGAGUUUGAAGUUGAGUCUAUUGAUUCAGAUGAUUAUAGUCACAAUGAAGAAGGACAAGAACUCACAGAUGAAGAUGAUGAGAUAUACCAGGUAACUGUAUAUGAGGCAGAGGAGAGUGACACUGACUCAUUUGAUGAAGACCCUGAAAUAUCCUUAGCUGACUAUUGGAAAUGUACUUCCUGUGAUAAGAUGAAUCCUCCACUUCCAUCACAUUGCCACAGGUGCUGGGCUCUGCGAGAGAAUUGGCUUCCUGAGGAGAAAAGUGAUAUGUCUGCUGAUAAAGGCAAACUAGAAAACCCAACACAGGGGGAGGAAGAGGGCUUUGACUUGCCAGAUUGUAAAAAAAAUAAGAUGAAUGACUCUCAAGAUUCCAGUAUUGAGGAAAAUGAUGAAAAAAUAAUACAGCUAUCAGAAUCCCAGGAAAGUGAGGAUUAUUCUCAGCCAUCAACAUCUAAAAGUAUCAUCUGUAGUAGUCAGGAAGAUGCUAGAGAUUUCGAGAGAGAAGAAGCACAAGACAAAGAAAGAAGUAUGGAAUCUAUUCCCCCGAGCACUGUAGAGCCCUGUGUCAUCUGUCAGAGCCGCCCUAAAAAUGGUUGCAUUGUCCAUGGAAGGACAGGACAUCUUAUGGCAUGUUUCACAUGUGCUAAGAAGCUGAAAAAGAGAAAUAAGCCUUGUCCAGUGUGUAGGCAGCCAAUUCAAAUGAUUGUAUUAACUUAUUUUCUUUAAAUAUGAUAUCUUAAAAAUGGAACCAUAUAUCUUCAUGUGUGUACAUGUGGCUAUGCAUGUAUGUUUUACUCUUUCUUUUAGAAGGAGAGACCGAAUCUAAACUAUGUUCACACAUGGCUUGGAAAUGUGUUUAAAAUUUUAUUUUUGUACACUCCCUCCCCCCCAAGAAAAUGAAUAUUUUAAUCUGUUUAGGUUACCUCUAUAGUGCAAUUUGCUUAUUUGGGAAGAUCCUUUUUAUUCUCUUCCUUUGGGAAAAAAAUAUUCAGGUGUCCAUUUUUUCCAUUUGUUGUUUCUGUUUUUCAUUUGAAUUAUUUAUAGAGGCAGUUGGGUAUAGUGGAUAGAGUGCUAAUCUGAAAGAUUUAGAUUCAAGUGCCACAUUAGACACUUAAAACUUAUUGAACCUAGACAAAUCAUUCAACUUUUCUGUGCCUUAAUCAAUUCCUAAGGUUUUUCUGCUAAAUGAGAUAAAUUGAGUGUAAGUCAUUUGACACUCAUUGUGGAUGUUGAAACUACACAUCUUUUUUUUUUCUUAAUUCAAACUUCCAUUGUAAUGUCAAACUCAAAAGUACACAAAUGUUAUAGGCAAGGAUGAUGCAUUUGCCAUGGACCCUGAACAGUGAGUAGCUUUACAGUAAAUUAACAAGUUGACACAGCCACACAGAGUCACCUUUCAGCACUAAUAGAAUACAUAACACCAAACACGCUGAAUGGGUCUCAUGAAUAUUUGCUUAAGACAGCUGUUAACUGACACCUGUUUGGUAAAAGUUGUACUUGAUAGAAGUCUAAUUUACAUCCUUACUAUACAUUGCUUUUGAGAUCUUAAUUUAUAAAAAGGCCAAUACAGGAUUUCAAUUUGCAUGGAACAGAAAUACAAUUGGCAUAUUUUGGGAGGAGGGGGAAAUUCACAAUUAAAAAAAAUUAUUUUUUGGAAAUUUUAUUUAAUUAGUCAAUUUAGAACAUUAUUCCUUGGUUACAAGAAUUAUAUUCUUUCCCUCUCCUCCCCCACCCAUUCCCAUAGCCGACGCACAAUUCAAAUGGGUUUUACUUGUGUCCUUUAUCAGAACAUAUUUCCAUGUUGUUGAUGUUUGCACUAGGAUGUUCAUUUAGAAUCUACAUCUCCAAUCAUAUCCCCCUAGACUCAUGUAAUCAAGCAGUUGUUUUUCUUCUGUGUUUCUACUUUCACAGUCUUUCCUCUGAAUGUGGAUAGAUCCCUCUGGGUUGUUCAGGAACACUGCAUUGCCACUAAUGGAGAAGUCCAUUACAUUUGAUUAUACCACAGUGUAUCAGUCUCUGUGUAUAAGGUUCUCCUGGUUCUGUUCCUUUCACUCUGCAUCAAUUCCUGGAGGUCAUUCCAGUUCACAUAGAAUUCCUCCAGUUUAUUGAGCACAAUAGUAUUCCAUCACCAACAGAUACCACAAUUUGUUCAGCCAUUCCCCAAUUGAAGGGCAUCCCCUUAUAUUCCAGUGUUUUGCCACCACAAAGAGCAUAGCUAUGAAUAUUCUUGUACAAGUCUUUUUCCUUAUCUCUUUGGGGUAUAAACCCAGCAGUGUUAUAGCUGGACCAACGGGCAAGGCAGUCUUUUAGCGCCCUUUGGUCAUAGUUCCAAAUUGCCCUCCAGAAUGGUUGGAUCAAUUCACAACUCCACCAGCAAUUCAUUAAUGUCCCGACUUUGCACAUCCCCUCCAGCAUUCAUUACUUUCAUUUGCUGUCAUAUUAGCCAGUCUGCUUGGUGUGAGGUGAUACCUCAGAGUUGUUUUGAUUUGCAUCUCUGAUUAUAAGAGAUUUAGAACACUUUUUCAUGUGCUUAUUAAUAGUUUUGGUUUCUUUGACUGGAAAUUGCCUAUUCAUGUCCCUUGCCUGUUUAUCAAUUGGAGAAUGGCUUGAUUUUUUUGGUACAAUUGAUUUAGCUCUUUAUAAAUUUGAGUAAUUAGACCUUUGUCAGAGGUUUUAGUUAUGAAGAUUUUUUUCCAAUUUGUUGCUUCCCUUCUAAUUUUUGGUUGCAUUGGUUUGUACAAAACCCUUUUUAAUUUGAUGUAAUUAAAAUUAUUUAUUUUACAUUUUGUGAUUUUUCUAACUUACUUGGUCGUAAAAUCUUUCAUUUCCCAAAGAUCUGACAUGUAUACCAUUCUUUGUUCACCUGAUUUACUUAGAGUUUCCUUCUUUAUAUUCAAGUCAUUCCCCCAUUCUGAGUUUAUCUUGGUGUAGGGUGUGAGAUGUUGAUCCAAACCUAAUCUCUCCCAUACUGUGUUCCAAUUUUCCCAGAAGUUUUUAUCAAAUAGUGGAUUUUUGUCCCAAAAGCUGGGAUCUUUGGUCUUGUCAUAGACUGUCUUGCUGAGGUCACUUACCUCAAGUCUAUUCCACUGAUCCUCCUGUCUCUUAGCUGGUAACAUAUUGUUUUGAUGACCACUGCUUUAAAUCAGCGUUUUUUCAUGUGUACUACAUUUUCUAAUAGCAAUCUAAAAUAUGACAUUUUUUUCCCCCCAAUGUGCAAUGCCUGGCUUAGGACCUUUAUAAAAUGAGUAUAAAUUUGUCUGAAUUUACCACUGUUUCCUCCUGGAAAAAAAAAACAAAACAUUUGCAAGUUGCUCUUUCCCAGACAGAUAUAGUUUUGAUAUAAGUAUAAACAGUUAUUAGUUUUGUGACAUCCUAUUAAGAAUUGCUUGUUAUUUUCAAGAUUAACUAUUUCUGUUUAUUAAAUUGCAUAUGUGUUUUCUAUUUGGGAAGUGUCAAGGAUUUUUUGAAAAAUAUGUAAAUAGUAAAUUUAAUAAAUAUUAUUUAAGUUAAA